Messenger RNA from Dinoponera quadriceps, 1101 nucleotides. RefSeq lists its product as uncharacterized. The coding region runs from base 1 to 1101 and encodes 366 amino acids. Lineage: Eukaryota; Metazoa; Arthropoda; Insecta; Hymenoptera; Formicidae. The record is from RefSeq and is a predicted model, not a curated record. The transcript has a single exon. Gene Ontology annotation, cellular component: extrinsic component of mitochondrial inner membrane.
AUGAAUCAAUGGGACACUCGUAAUUUCCCGAUAACCACUUUCAAUGACACGAAGUACGAAAUUAUAAAAAAAAUGAAGAAAGAAUUGCAACGUAAACUGAAAGUGUGCGAAAAGCAAAUGAUCAUGCACGCAAAAUCGUGUCUGAUCUGUAACAGACGCGACAGUUUGCGCACCUGUAUGGGCUGCUUUACCAGCAAUUAUUGCAACGAUCACGAAGUACAGUUUCAAAAGUCCCACGAAGCCGACUGCAAAGAAUUGAAGCUUUGUCUCGAUCUGGACCUAAACUUACUUCAAGAAAGUUUUACUCAGUUUCAGAUACCGAAUAUCAAGAGCUUUCCUAACGUGCAAAUACCUAUUUUAAAAAUGGACGAUUUUGUCACUCAAUAUAUGAAAAGAGGGAGAUUAGGGGUGGAUUGGACCUAUGACCAUUAUUAUUACUCCGAUUGGAUGUCAGGACCGCUAACACUUUUCUUCGGUUUGAAAGAUACACUUUUGCUACCAGAAGCGAAGAGUAAUGUUUACACCGUUCAUAUCAUAAACUCGUACCAUGUAGAUAGAAUUUACUUUCAAACUUGGGAACUUCUGUUACAUCUUUUACCUCACAUAAAGAUAUUGACGAUUGUAAUGGUAGAACCAGGGAUAGAGUAUAUAAAACGCAAAUGUAAAACUUGUAUACAUUGUUUCCUAGAUUCCAGAGAGCUUCAUUUCGAAUGCUACUCCAUGUUUUAUGAAAUCUAUGCGAGCGAUUCUAUGUACAAGAAACCAAACGUGAUUGUAGCAUUUGAAGUGAAUAAAGGUAAUUAUAACGUGGUAUCGGUAAAUCUCAUAAGAGCGAUACGUGCUCGAACGUGUCCGUUAUUUUUAACUGUUAUGUCGUCAAAAAUAUCACACUAUGUCAAAAAGAAGAUGAAGGAGGACAUGUCUCCACUUGUAGUACCAGUUCAUAAUUUCAGCAACAGAUUUAGCAGUCGUAGGCCAUACAGAGAUAUGUCGUAUCAAAAUGGUCUACACGUAGCUUACCGUAAUAAGUACGUUAUUAUCUGUGCAGCCUUAAAAUCUGCAUUGGAACUACCACAAGCAUCUGUCAGCUCUUCUCAAUGA